AUGGAACAGAUUCUGGAGUUGGACAAGGAUCUCAACAUUGAAGUCUUCGAUAAGGUUGUGACGAAUGCAAACUGUCCAGACAACAGGAAGAAGGAAGAAGCUGAGAGAAUUCUCCUGAAGUUCAAGGAGCUUCCGAACUCAUGGACAAAGGUGGACUACAUCCUAAACAAUAGCAAACUGCAGGAGAGUCAUUAUGUGGCCCUCCAGCUACUGGAAAGUAUCAUAAAGACGAAAUGGUCAUUGUUUGACGAGGGAAUGAAGCAGGGGCUCAGGAUGUAUGUAUUCCAGCUUGUCAUCGAGAAGUCCAAGGCCAGAGAUAAGGAAAACUAUGUACUGCAGGAGCUGAAUACCAUUCUCAUUGAGAUUGCAAAGAAGGACUGGCCCCGCAGAUGGCCUACAUUUAUAACCGACCUCAUCAAUGUGUCUCAGGGAAUAAGCAUGGAGGUCUGCAGGAACAGCCUCAACAUACUUAAAAGACUCAACGAGGAAGUCUUCAUCUUUUCUGAGGACAGCAUUACGACCGUCAGGAAAAGACUCCUGAGGAACCAACUAAAAAUCGAGUUCCCGCAGAUAUUUGGGUUCAUAAAGACGAUUCUUGAAUAUUCGCGGAACACGGAGAUGGAUGAAAGCCUUCUCGAGGCGACGUUGGAGUCUUUUCAGUGCUUCUGUGAGUCAAUGCCUCUUGACUUCAUUUUCCUCACAGAAAUAAUUGACCUUGUCCUGGAGCACUUAAACUCCAUGCACAGCGUUGCAUGUCUUAGCUGCUUGAUUGAAAUUGUUGAUCUUGGAAGAAAUAGGAACCUUGCCAGAACCCACGAGAUCGAGGGUGCUGAGAAAGAAAGGAUUCUUUCAAUCCACGGGCAAUGCAUUGAGUUUCUAAAGAUGUAUUUCAACAAGUUCCAGGAGGAGAGGAUAUAUGAAGUGUAUGGAGGAAUGGACAAGGCUGAAAAGAUCUUUGUUCUUAAACUUGCACAGCUCUUGUCUUCUCUCUACGAGGUUUACAUCAGCUUGCUUGAGGCGAGAGACAUGGCAAACACAAAGAUCGGGCUUGGAUAUCUCAUACAAAUAUCCAGGAUCAACAACUCAAACAUCUUCUCAACUGCAUUUGAGAUGUGGAAUAAGUUCGUAUUCGAUCUAUACUCCGAGUUUCCAUUCACCAACCAAGAUUCUACAAAGAGACUGAGAAGAUCCAACUACAUAGGCGUUUUGAAUCAGCUAAUGGGAACUCUUGUUGAUAAGAUGCCUCGGCCUGAGGAGGUGUUCAUUGUGGUUGAUGAGUAUAACGAGGUGAUAAGGAAGAAGAUGACGGACACAGACCAGAUAGAGUUCUACAGAAAGAUGAGGGGGUGUUUAUAUCACCUGGCGUUUCUUAUCGAAGACGACAUGAAGAAGUACUUUAUAGGCAAGGUUGGGCUUCAGCUUGACGACAAGGAAUGGGACUGCAACUAUCUGAACAGGCUGUGCUGGGCGAUUGGAUCGAUAUCAGGGGCGUUCUCGGAAGUAAAUGAGAGGGAAUUCUUUGUAAACAUCCUCAAACAUCUACUGGCCCUAUGCGAAAUGAAAUCGUUUAAAACAGACAAGGCGGUCAUAGCCUCGAACAUCAUGUUUAUAAUCGGGCAGUACCACCGAUUCCUCCUCCACAACAAAAGCUUCUUGAAGACAGUUGUUAAGAAGCUUUUUGAGUUUAUGGACGAAGACCAUGAGGGAAUUAAGGACAUGGCAUGCGACAACUUCUUCAAGAUAGUAGAGAAGUGCCCUGUGGAGUUUCUGACGCAGAGAGAAGGAGACGAGAUCUUCAUCGUCUACAUAUUGAAAAACCUACCUGCAAUCACCGGAACCCUGGAAUUUUACCAGAAAAGAAUCGUCUAUGAGGCACUUCUGAUGGUUAUAAGAGAGGUUCCCAAGACAAGAGAUUACAAGUCCAGGGUUUUGAGUUAUGCCGACCUCCUUCUUUCGUCCCUGCUGAACUUUAACAUCCUAGCAGAUGAACACAUAAACCGGCUAUCUACCAUGAUAUCGAAUGUCGAUGAGGCCAAGAUGAUUUCCCAUGUUCUUAAGUCACAUGCACUAACCUACAGAUUGCUUCCAGAAACAUGUUCUUCCAGCUGCAUACAGAUAUUUCCAAAAUUCUUUACGAUCUUUGACAUUUGCAACUCCAUAACUCUUGAGAACAAGGAGGGAACAGCAUUUAACAAUGCCAAGGCUGUGAAAGCAGAGAUUAUUGAACUCUUUGCCACAGUCAUUGACUCAAAGUUUGUACAGAACGACUUCGUGAACAUGGUUUGCGAAAAGGUCAUUUUCGACUACAAGAAUAACCCAGUCUAUAAGGAGCCUGCAAUACUAUCCUUGGGGUCAAGCAUAGUACGCAACGUAGAAAAUGACGGAUCCGUUAUAUACUUACAGAGAGAGGCAUUUAUGAUCUCUGCCCUCAUAGAGCCUUCCAUUCCCUUUGUAAUGCAGGCAGACGAGAAUCUGGAAAUAUCCAAGAACUAUCUUCUUCUUAUGGAGAACAUGCUCUUGUUUUCAUUCAGCUCGUUCUUCUCAUCUCUGUUUGGACAGCCAUCAUUCCGUCAAGUGUACAACACUCUCUUGUACUCUUUGAUAUGUAUAAGAGAUGUGUCUGAUCUAUCUCUGAACUGCCUAACUAUUAUCUUUAAGAAAUGCCACGAACAAAAGAUCUACCAGUUCUAUGCUCAGAACUACAUGUCGACCUUGGAGAAUAUCCUGGGGAUAAUAUUCGAUAAGGACAUGAAAUAUAACUUUGACCAGCAGUGCCUUCUGUUUGCAUUCAUGAUCCGUAUAAGCAAGGAUGUCCCGAGCCUCGACGGAAUCAAUCCGAACAUCACCAUCCUUUCAGAGUAUAUAGUUGGGUUGUUUGUGAAGUCGUUUCCAAACAUAACCCAGGAGUCUGUUAAGAUAUUUUCUGUCGGGCUAUUCGAGCUAUGUGGAGAUGAUGAGAUCUUCAAAGAGCAUGUGGAAGACUUCAGAGUCAAGGUCUACGAGUUUGGAACUGACGAGGAUCUUCAGGAAGAAAUUGAUCUUAAGAACGAAAGAAUUAGACGAUGCAAGAAUUAA
Molecule: messenger RNA, 3075 nt
Organism: Encephalitozoon cuniculi GB-M1
Lineage: Eukaryota; Fungi; Microsporidia; Unikaryonidae
Product: exportin 1
Exons: 1
Coding region: 1-3075 (1024 amino acids)
Biological process (GO): protein export from nucleus
Cellular component (GO): nucleus; cytoplasm
Molecular function (GO): nuclear export signal receptor activity; small GTPase binding
Source: RefSeq, marked provisional